CGUGGAUAAGUACAGAUAUGUUUACUUUGUACUCUUGUUGAUGCUCUACGUUCUCAUCCUCUGCUGUAAUUGCACCAUUAUUUGUCUCGUCUGGAUUCACAGGAACCUUCACGAGCCCAUGUAUAUUUUCAUCGCGGCUUUGUCUCUUAACUCGCUUUUGUUCAGCACGGCUAUCUACCCCAAACUCAUUGCGGACGUCAUUUCUCACAGGCAGAGCGUUUCUCACUCCGCUUGUAUGUUGCAGUAUUUCAUAUUUUAUUCGCUAGCAGGUUCGGACUUCUUGCUGUUGUCGGCCAUGGCUUUUGACAGGUAUGUGUCCAUCUGCAGGCCUCUGCAUUAUGCAGCCACCAUGAGCACAACCAGUGUCGCCGUCUUCUUGGCCGGGGCCUGGUUUCUGCCUGCCUGCCACGUAUUGGUGGCAACUGUCAUCAGUGCAAAGCAAAAAAUGUGCCGCUUUGUAUUAGCGGGAAUCUUUUGCAACAAUUCCAUUCAGAAACUUCAAUGUGCCAAACCGAUGUUUCUCACUGUGUGGGGUUUGUUUGUUCUCACAAAUAUUACUCUCAUCCCUGUGCUGUUUAUUCUCUUCACGUACAUAAAGAUAUUUCUGGCGACCUAUCGAAGCGGCGGGGAAGUCCGGAAAAAAGCAGCCGAGACGUGUUUACCCCACCUGAUGGUUUUAAUCAGCUUCUCGUGUUUGUGUGGUUUUGACGUCAUCAUCGCACGACUGGAGACGGAUCUUUCAAAAACUGUGCGGCUGAUUAUGAGUCUACAAAUCGUGGUGUAUAAUCCUUUGUUCAAUCCGAUCAUAUAUGGAGUGAAGAUGAAAGAAAUCUGGAAACACAUCAAGCGGUUGUUAUUGUGCGGAACGCAUCCAAGAAGUCAAAUGUCUUUGUCAAAGUAGUCUUUUUUGCUGUUUUUUUGAAUUUGUGAAACUGUGCUGAGCCGACGUGUGUUGUUUACUGUUUUUGUAGAA
Messenger RNA from Hippocampus zosterae (dwarf seahorse), 973 nucleotides. RefSeq names its product olfactory receptor 6N2-like. Gene Ontology annotation, molecular function: G protein-coupled receptor activity; olfactory receptor activity. Gene Ontology annotation, cellular component: membrane. Lineage: Eukaryota; Metazoa; Chordata; Actinopteri; Syngnathiformes; Syngnathidae. The transcript has a single exon. Gene Ontology annotation, biological process: G protein-coupled receptor signaling pathway. Bases 41 to 901 code for a protein of 286 amino acids. The record is from RefSeq and is a predicted model, not a curated record.